AUGCACAGCCGUAGCAGGAGGGGGGUGGGGCGAGGGGGGCUGAAGAUGUCGGUGCAAACACCCCCGAAGCCCAAGGAGCCCGAGUUUGGCGAAGGUCGUGUCGCCGACGAGGAGCUGCUUAGCGUCAUCGAACUAGCUGGCCGGAAGGCAGCGGCGGCUGGGUUCCUCCCGGUGCUUGGGGCGAAGGCCAAAGAAGAGCAGGACAUCAUGUGGAAGCUGAAGGUUAGCCCCGAAGACGUGCUGGCGUUCGCCGACCGGGCUAUCGACACCGCCGAGGACGUCUUCAUGCACGCGACCCGAGCCUUCAAGCCCGCCGCCAGGAUGAACCUCCCCCUGCAGGACGGGGAAGACGCACCUCCGCUAACGGCGACGAAAAAAGAGAGGAUCGUGGUCCUAGGGACGGGCUGGGGCGGACACGCCAUCAGCAAGGUGAUUGACAGCGACAAGUACGAGGUGAUCUACGUGUCGCCGCGCAACUACUUCGUCUUCACGCCCAUGCUCGCCGCGGCGUCCGUCGGCACCGUGGACGUGCGGAGCAUCACGGAGCCCAUCAGAAUGGCCAACCCUUGCGUCAAGUACGUGAGCGGGGAGGUUAUCGACAUCAAGCCCGGAGACAAAAAGGUGGUAGUAGCCCUCCCUUCCCCGCAAGAGAAACGUCCCCCUCAAAUGCCUGUGAGCGCCGCCUCCGUAGCCCCGAACGUGCCGCCCCUGGUACACUCCAAGAGCCCGGCGGAGGGUGCAACGGCGGCGACCGGCGGCGGUGCCCUGAGCCGUGCUGGCGAGGGCUCUCUGAGCCAGGAGCCGCUCGCUAGUCUCGACGACGCCAAGCCGCUGAUGGAGCUCUCUUACGACAAGCUCGUGUACGCGGUGGGCACCAAGACGGGGACGUUCGGGGUGCCGGGGGUGCGGGAGAACUGCUACAUGCUCAAGGAGGCAAACGACGCGCGGCAGCUCCGCGCUGCCAUCGUGAACGUCCUCGAGGAGGCGUGCUUGCCCGGGGUCACAGACGAGGAGAAGCGAAAAUUGCUGUCCUUCGUGGUCAUCGGGGCCGGUCCCACCGGAGUAGAGUUCACCGGGGAGCUGACGGACCUCAUCGGAAACGACGUCCCCAGGCUGUUCCCCGAGCUGGUCGGUCUCAUCAAUCUCACCGUCGUUUCCUCGGGGAAGGUUUUGCCCAUGUUUGAGGAGGUGCUGCAAGACAGAGGGCUGAACCUCCUCCAGUCCCAGGGCAUUGAGAUCCUGCUAGGGAGCGCGGCAUCGGAGGUCACCAAGGAAGAGGUUGUCCUGAAGAAUGGAAAGCGCAUCCCUUACGGCCUUUGCUUCUGGGCAGGGGGCACAGAGGCGCGCCCUCUGACGCAGAGUCUGAUCGAGACCAUCGGCCCCGAGCAGACGGAUGCAAGCGGAAGUAAGAGGGGACAGAUCACAGUGGACGGAUACAUGCGCGCGUUGGGCACCAACGGGACGAUCUUGGCGCUGGGUGACGCUUCGAGCAUACAGGGAGUAAAGAUGCCGACGACUGGGCAGGUGGCCGCCCAAGAAGGGGCGUACGUGGCUCGUUUGCUCAACAGGGGCUACGACACCUCGGUGGAAGCGGCACCAACGAUGACCGGCUACGACAACAGCACCGCCGGCCAGAUGGAAAAGGCGGUGGACUUCUUCAGGCUGAGGGGACGCUUGUCGGCGUCGCCGUUCCACUUCAUCAACCUCGGAGUCUUGGCGUACAUCGGAAUGGGACAGGCGGUAGCGGAGGUUAAGGUAGGGAAAGACACCCCGGUGCUCGACGCUGCGGGAAAAGCAGGGUUCUUCUUGUGGAGGUCGACGUACGUCGUCAAACAGGUUAGCCCGCGCAACCGCAUCAACGUUGCCGUGGACUGGUUGAAGGUCAGGUUUUUCGGUCGUGAUAUCACACGACUCUGAUAUGGAGACCACGACGUCAAACGUGCGGGAUUCAUUCUUCGUGUUUUCUCAAACAGAGCUUGGGGUUUGCAUGCAUGCCCGCGGGACAGCGCGCAUAUCUGGGGGGUCGAUCGCCCGCCAGCAGUAAGCGUAUGGCGCUGGGGUUUCCGCCAUUUGCCAUGUGUCUCUGUGGGUAUGUGGUGGUCGGUUUUCACUAGGACGCUGAGCCGAAUGGUUGAGUAAGCUCCUUCGGUCAUGUGUGUCGAGGAGUUGCCCACAGCAGCGUUAGACCGUGGGUGCAACUCUGUUUCUGUUGACCUUGUACAUAAUAGUGAAUGGGUGGCGAAUUGGCCGAGCAAACACAAAGGCACUGGUAUGCGUCUGUAUCCAAGGUAAACCAUUGGAAUAGCGUAUGACCAACAGCCACGGGGGCCAUCCUGGGGGUAUUUCGUCGGAAGGGGUCGAGGUAUAACCUUUUCGAAAAACUUGCCGGAUCUUGGAGCCAAAAAAAGGCCAGAGCGACUCUCCAAAAAAGGGUGUAGACGUCAGCGUAAUAGUAUGCACGGCACCCGCGAAGGUUUUCCUGAGGCAGUUUGUUUGUGUUUUCCCAGGGGCCGGCGCUUCGUUAUUCCAUGAUAGUGAUUCGCAUGCAGGACGCGCUGCGUGUGUUAUCUUUUCGAGCGGCUUUGACGUGGCCGCGAGAAUCGUGAGAGCCGCGGUAAGGCUAAGACUGAAGUAGACGACGGGGCAACACGAACAGCGUAUGUCAGGUCCGUGUGUCAGGGGGAACACUUCGAGGAAGUUCCGUUACAUGUUCCGCUGUGUGUGCUGUUGCGUGUACUGCUGUGUUUUUGCCGUGGACGUCACCCGUUGUUUUAUCCUUUGUGAGUUAAAGAUGCUUUGGUGCAUGGUGGUGUAAAGAGGCGACUGCUCCGUGCAUUUUGGCGCCAAUAAUUUUUAUGUUUUCGUUUGAAGUGUAGGAGUGUGUGAAGUUUCGAGUGAAGUGCCCUCCCCUUCUAUGGGGUCGGUGCGAAAACGUUGAGCCUAACGAACUUAACUGCGCGGAGAAGGGGAUGGCACCCCGUCACCGAGACAAGCGCUAGGCUAUGGUCACCAGGAACCGAACAGUGGAGGCUGUCAGUGGUUGUGAAGCUUGUUGGUCCGGAGAGUGUGCCCUUGCCGCAGCCAACAGCACCCAAAGAGUGAUGUGGCGUUCUCGAUUGUUGCGAUGCAGCAGAGUGUGAGUAGUUGGCUUUCGACCAUCGGCAGAGGGUUGUCAUUCUCGGAUAUGACAUGUCUUUCGGACACGUGCCGUCGAAUUACUUGUGCAGGGAAUCCUCAUCCUCUGCGAUCGAUGCAUUGCCGUCCUGAGUAUUCCGUCAUCGUGGCGUUGAGAAGUUAAUGUUCGUGAUGCCCAUGAGAUUCGGUCAUCGCUGUGAGUCUCCGUCUGUGCCAAGGGCUGCGUUUUAUCGUUUCGUCCUUGUGGAGUCGUUGCAAGGAUGCAAAGAGAAGGGUUCCAUGGUUGUAUUAGCAUUCGGCUGGUCCCGGCCGGUGCAAGCGCUGACCAAAUUUUGCUGCUUUGUUGGAAGCACGGGGAACGACGCGGCGGGCAUCAGCACCCAAAAGGAGUUCAGUCCUCGACGGCCGUGCACGGCUGUCCGAAACGUUUCACAAGUCACGGGUCAGCGCGCCGCACUGUCGUCACAAUACCACAUUCAGACUCCCGUUGGUGUCUCCGACAGAACACCAUCAGCGGCUAGGUUGGGUAGGUUGGGAGUUCUAAUGUCGGCGAGGUGUGUUCGUUGUGUGUUCUUUCGGUUUGGUGCCUAGAAACGGUGCGCUUGCUCUGUUUGUUCGAUAGUGCACAUUGGAUGGAACUGUCGCGUGCUCCUUCAUCAGAAUCAAGCCAAGUACUGCAGAAUGAAACGUGUUACCGG
Ectocarpus siliculosus is the source of this 3833-nucleotide messenger RNA. The record is from the annotation of a GenBank genome assembly. Lineage: Eukaryota; Phaeophyceae; Ectocarpales; Ectocarpaceae.